GGGGGUAGCAACGUCACCGCCUUUCGAGCCGGAUCUUGCGUCGCGGGUGAGCGUGACGCGCCCGCCGGCCUCUAUGACGGAGUCGCUGUGUGAGCCCACCGCGCGCCCCUCGCCAUCACUAGUGAGUCAAGAUGAGCUGCGCAAAAAGCUCUACCGGAGGUUUAAGGAACGAGGCGUGCUGGAUACACUCAAGACCCAACUUCGAAAGCAGAUGAUCCAAGAGUUGAUGCAACCUGUACUAUGUGGCGAAGUCCGUCCUCAGUCCAUCCAUGUGGAGGGGAGCACUCUUUCCGUGGAGGCCUCUAACAUCCUGGUGGCAGAUCAUUUACAACGAUGUGGUUAUGAGUACUCCCUUUCAGUUUUCUACCCAGAGAGUGGUUUAUCGAGGGAAAAAAUGUUCACUAUGGAAGAUCUGCUGCACCUCAUUCAGAUCAGUCCUCAGUCCAGUAUUUACAAAACACUGAUUUCAAGAUUUGAUAAAGAAAACCAAAAAGGUUUUCUGAUGGAAUUUUUAAAAGAAUUGGCAGAAUAUCACCAGCCCAAAGUCAUCUGCGAUGUGGGAACUCAAACAAGUCCACUCCCUAAGAGAGAUUCUCUCGCUGAAAAACUUCAACUCAUUGAUGAUCAGUUUGCAGAAGCUUACAUUCCGAGGCCUAAAUUAAAACCUCUAGAGAUGAAACUAAAUGAAUACAAACGAGAAAUAGAAGAACAGCUCCGUGCAGAAAUGUGUGAAAAGUUGAAAUAUCUAAAAGAAACUGAAAUAGCAAAAAUAAAAAUGGAAGAGAGACGAAAGUCCGAGAAGGAAUUAGCCGAGUUCCGAAAAGAGUUUGAAAUCGCUUGCCAAGUAAAAUCCGAGGCACUGCUGUCUCAGGAAAGACAGAGCAUUGAGAGAAUCCAAAAGCACAAGGAGAUCGAAACAAAAGAAAUUUUUGCUGAACGCCAGAUUUUGUUGAAAGAUAUGGAUUUGCUGAGAGAACGAGAAGAACAACUGAAACAGAAAAUAGAUGCCUUUGAUCUGGCUCAGAAAGUAAAAGAAGAAGAAAACAAAGCCAUCAAAGAGUCAUUGAAGAAACGGGAGGAGGAUAUUAAGAACAUCGAAGAGACCUAUGAAGAAAAACUUAAGAACGAAAUUCUAAAAUGCCAGAUCGAACUAAAGGAUGAUUACAUCGCUAGAUCCAACAAACUGGUGGAAGAUGAAAAGAAGAACAAGGAAAGAACUGUGCAUUUGGAGGAGGAACUCUCAGCUUUAAAAUCAAAACUGGAAGCGUUCAGUCACUCUGAAAACCAUGCUAAAGAACUUGAGCUUGAAUUAGAGUCUGCCAAAGUCCAGGUUUUAGCACUAACUGAGCAAAACCAGAAGCUAAAUGAGAAGGUCAAGGAGAAGAACUCCAUACUAAAGGAAGAAAACCUGGCCCUUCAGGCGCAAAACAGACUGCUCCAGCAGCGCCUGGAAGAGAGCAGAAAUGAAAACUUUCGUCUCCGGAAUAGACAACCAAGGUCAUCAUCUGCUGAGAUUGUAGUUGUUGAGCAGGACCACCACCCAAACCCAGAAGGGUUUAACUCCAGUUUGCCUUCACGUGGGAGUUUUGAAACCCACAGGCAAGCUCUCCACAAGCAACUACGAACUGAAAUUGAGCAUUCUGCACAGCUGAAGGCCCAACUAUUGGAUUAUGAUUCUUCUGUGAAAAGGUUAACAGCACAAGUUUCUACUCUAAAAUUGCAACUGAGACAAACUCAAACAGCUUUGGAGAAUGAAAUGUACCACAAUCCAAAGCCUUCAGGUCCAGAGUGCUCUAGUUCUCCCGGCGAGUUCUUGACAGGGAACGUUCCGCCCCUCGGCUCCGAUGCAAGCGGCGACCUCCCCGGACUACUGCAAGACCAGGAAAGGCUGGAGGAAGGUGCAGUGAGGACUGAAAGGGGUGACCAGGAGACCGCUUCCCCUGAUUCCGACUUAGAGUUUGUAGCCAUCACCAAGGCUCGGGUGAAGGAGUUAGAGGAAGAGGCUGAACAACUGGAGAAGACCUUUCAAGACUACAACCUGCGGGCCAGCCAGCAGCAGCCUCACAGCCUGAUAGACGAGGCACAGCUGCUUCCCCUGCAGUUCAUGAGAAGCUCGCGGAGUUUCACACCCAGAUCCCGGAGGAGAUGUUUCCUCGCCGACAGCAGAGUGGGGUCUGAGGCUCCGCUGGGGGGCCUGCCUGAUGGCGAGAAGAGCGAGUCAGCAGAAGGAGCAUCCAGCAGUAGGUCCCCUCGGCGGAGGGGUAUCGCCUCCCGCCGCCUGUCAUCCAUGGCCAAACGGAGCUUAGAAGAUGAACUGGGCCUCGAAGGUGAUGGACAGUCUUGUGUGAAUAGCACAGAUCGUUGUCUAAACAAUAUGCUUCAGCCUUUAGCAGCUGAGGCAAAAUGCCGUUCUCCCACCCAUUCCCACUACAGCACUCUGGACCCAAAUGCCAGUCUUUUUCAAAGGCCGGAUGAAGUUGAAGACAGUGAAUUUCCAAAUCUGGACGAUGUAGAUUUUAUGGAUAAGGAGGAAUUUGAAGCUUAUGAAUAUGGAGGAAGUUUCCCAAGGCCUUUUGACCUGGAUGCAUUUUAUCCUGCUGGUGACAUGCCACACAUAGAUACUACCUCUGUUGCCAUCCACCCUGCUGGGGACAUGCUUUAUAUGGACUCUGCCGCGGCCGCCAUGCCCUUCUCUUAUCCAGCUGAUGCUGGAAACUCCUUAAUCUCUGUACAACAAGACCCAGAGCAAAGACGAAUUCAAGACAGGCAGGCAGAGGAGCAGUUGUGGGAACAGCAAAUGAAGGAGCGCAGACUGAGGGAGGAAAAACGGCAUAGCGAACGACAAGAAGCUUUGGAAAAGGAACGGAAAGAACUGGAACGGCUGGAACAGGAACGGAAAUUGAUCGAGCAAACGCUGAAUCUGAACAUAGAGAAAGAAAAUGAACCCAACGUGGAAGAAACGAAAGAAGAAUCUGCUUGUGAUGAUAACCCUCUAGAGAAAUACAUGAAGAUCAUCCAGCAAGACCAACAAAAGGAGGCUGAAGAUAAGAAUGAAAAAAAGAAGACCAAAGAAGGUUCCGGAGUUGAUACACCACCAUCUAGUGAUAAAGAAGGAAGUUUCACAGGUUUUUCUCAAGAAGAUGUGGACGACUUUUGGUAACCAUUUUCAGCCUCAGUGCCUGUAGUAUUAACAUCGUAACUAAUCUGUAAUAAGGUAGAACUAGCAAUAAAAGCAAUG
Messenger RNA from Sorex fumeus (smoky shrew), 3238 nucleotides. RefSeq names its product OFD1 centriole and centriolar satellite protein (gene OFD1). Gene Ontology annotation, biological process: epithelial cilium movement involved in determination of left/right asymmetry. The record is from RefSeq and is a predicted model, not a curated record. The coding region runs from base 74 to 3160 and encodes 1028 amino acids. Lineage: Eukaryota; Metazoa; Chordata; Mammalia; Eulipotyphla; Soricidae. Gene Ontology annotation, molecular function: protein binding. Gene Ontology annotation, cellular component: ciliary basal body; centrosome. The transcript is spliced from 23 exons.